Triplophysa rosa is the source of this 3250-nucleotide messenger RNA. It is a transcript of the gene fbxl2, whose product is annotated as F-box and leucine-rich repeat protein 2. The transcript is spliced from 14 exons. NCBI's taxonomy places the organism in Eukaryota, Metazoa, Chordata, Actinopteri, Cypriniformes, Nemacheilidae. Gene Ontology annotation, biological process: SCF-dependent proteasomal ubiquitin-dependent protein catabolic process. Gene Ontology annotation, molecular function: protein binding. The record is from RefSeq and is a predicted model, not a curated record. The coding region runs from base 285 to 1583 and encodes 432 amino acids. Gene Ontology annotation, cellular component: SCF ubiquitin ligase complex.
CAGCUCGGGAGGCGGAAGUGAGGUUAGAGCAGCAAUCUGCUGCUCCGUCCGUCCAUGUUAUUAUUGUUAUUUUGGCAGUGUGAUGGUUCACAGCGGAGCGCACGGACGGCGGCCAGCCCGGGAUUUCUCCGGUUACCAACACGGUCGUGAACGGCUAGCAGGCCACGCGUUUCACCUGCGUUUCAGUCCCGUGGUAGUUUGAUCGCCGACGUUGACAAAACGCGCAUACGUUGCUGUGCGCAGCGCUCGCCUCGGACUGUCUUAUUAUUGACACCGCAACAGACAUGAACGGCAUCACCAAGAGCAGAUUUGAGGUGUUCUCAAACAGUGAUGAGGCUCUUAUCAACAAAAAACUUCCAAAAGAGCUUCUGCUCAGGAUUUUUUCCUACCUGGAUGUAGUUACUUUGUGUAGGUGUGCUCAAGUAUCCAAGGCAUGGAAUGUUCUUGCUUUAGAUGGGAGCAACUGGCAGAAGAUUGAUCUGUUCAAUUUUCAGACAGAUAUUGAGGGCCGUGUGGUGGAAAACAUCUCAAAGCGAUGUGGAGGUUUUUUAAGGCAGCUGAGUCUAAGGGGCUGCCUCAGUGUAGGAGAUGCCUCCAUGAAGACUUUUGCUCAGAACUGUCGCAACAUUGAACAGCUGAACCUCAACGGCUGCACCAAGAUCACGGAUUCCACAUGCAUCAGCCUUAGCAAGUUCUGCUCUAAACUCCGCCACCUUGACCUGACCUCCUGCGUGUCCAUCACCAAUCAUGCACUUAAGGCCUUAAGUGAGGGCUGCCGCAUGUUGGAGAAUCUGAACCUUUCUUGGUGUGAUCAGAUCACGAGCGAUGGCAUCGAGGCUCUUAGUCGUGGCUGCACAGGUGUCAGAGCUCUGUUUCUGAGAGGCUGCACACAGCUUGAUGAUGCAGCACUUAAGCACCUUCAAAAGCACUGUCCCGAACUCAUGACAAUCAACAUGCAAUCGUGCACACAAAUCACAGACGAUGGCUUUGUGAGUUUGUGCCGGGGCUGUCACAAACUGCAGAUGGUGUGUGUGUCUGGCUGCAGCAAUAUCACAGACGCCUCUCUCACCGCCCUCGGCCUCAACUGCCAACAGCUAAAGAUCCUGGAGGCUGCUCGCUGCUCACAUGUGACUGAUGCUGGUUUCACAGUUCUUGCCAGAAAUUGUCAUGAUUUGGAGAAGAUGGAUUUAGAGGAAUGUAUUUUGGUGACUGAUAACACUCUGGUUCAACUCUCAAUCCACUGCCCUCGGCUGCAGGCGCUGAGCCUGUCUCACUGCGAGUUGAUAACAGAUGAUGGAAUCAGACACCUGAGCAGCAGUGUGUGUGGUCAGGACCGUCUGCAGGUCGUAGAGUUGGAUAACUGCCCUCUGAUCACAGAUAUCACACUGGAGCACCUCAAGAGUUGCCAACGUCUAGAACGCAUAGAGCUGUAUGACUGCCAGCAGGUCACUCGCGCGGGCAUCAAACGCAUCCGGGCUCACCUUCCUGAGAUCAAAGUUCACGCCUACUUUGCUCCGGUCACACCCCCUCCUUCAGUGCACGGGGGUGGCCAGCGUCUGUGCCGAUGCUGUGUCAUACUCUGACAGAAGGCGGGGUCUCUGAGCGAUGCCGCGGAAAGUCAAGCUGUCAGUCAACCUCUAAACUCCACCCAGCCCCUGCUCCACACUACUGUGAGACUCUGGGUUGUGGCUAAAGGAGACGUCGCUUGAUCACUGAGCGGUUGCCUGGCAGCAGGAUGUAUCUGAACAAGUUACGCAAAAUAAAUACAAUGCAACGUGACUUAUAAAUGCUACGUACAUACGAUACAACCUACUGGACAUACAAGAAGAAAAUCAAGGAGCUACCCUGUAAAAUAUUUCAUAUUUGGAUAUAUAGAAAAGAAAUAUGAGGAAGUACUUAAAGCAUGAUGGAACUACUGAAUAAAGAAUGAAUCCGCAAAGAACUUCGAGGCACAUCCAAUGUCGUAUGACAACUAAACAGUGUUUACGUCUUGCUCCUCCUCCUCAACCAAUAGGAAUACAUUCUCUCACAACGAGAACCAAUAGAAAAACAAGUUUCCUUUGAGGAGAUACACUUCCUGAUGAAUGAUCAUGUGACUUUCUCAAACCCGGGAGCAGAACGUUUGAGCGUUUUUGUCUGAUUUGUGUGUGUGUGUGUGUGUGAGAAUGUUUAAAUAUAGAAAAUGAAAUAUAACACUACAACAAAUGAACCCAUAUUAAACCUGGAGUAAAAUGGCUUUUGUUUUUUUUUGUUAGUGCUCGCCUUCAUUUUGAGAUGGAAAAAUAGUUGCAUUUAAUAUGUGAGCGAAUGAGGGGAAGAGAGAAGGACUAAGACUGUGCAUACGGGAUAAAGUCGAUUUUGCUCCAGGGUGGAAGGAAAGUAAUGUCAGGAUUGAUGUGAAUGUUCAAUUUCAAAUGAUAUACAUGUACAAAGGGUGGGAUACAUCAAGAAUAGAUUCACAUUUUAACAUUUUGAAUGUUUCAGUGCAAUAUUAAAAGGCCAGACAUAUGUAACUGUGAUAUGUGACAAAAUUUUGAACACACCUUAUUUUUGGCAAUAGUCUUUGAAUAUUCUCUUAGCAAUGUCCCUGUUUCUACAGCUAAACCCUGUGUUCUUAUUCAUAUUCACUGCCAACCACGUCAUUGAGCUUAUAGAUCAGAUCUCGACAUCACUCAAAAAUCAACUGUUGUAACUCAUAGAGACAAAAAUAUUGAUGCUUUCUAAUGCAAUCGUGACUGUCAGGUGCAUAAUACAAGUAUUCAACCAGAGGUUUAAUGCCAACAUUGCAUAUUUCUUUAAAUACGUGUCAAGUCUUGCUAUUACAUCUACUGAGUGGAUCAUCUAAUUAAUGGAUGUUUUUAUUGGUGCGAGUGCCUUUGAUUUUGCAAUUUGGGGAAGGGUGGAAUUACAGCCACAGAAAAGCUUGACUCAGGGCAGCGGCGUAGUCACUUUUUUCUUGUAUUCCCUCUUAAGUUUGUUUAAACCAUUGGAUAGGAACGUGACUUCAUCACUUGCAGUCAAUGCAUACAGUACAUGAGUGAUUCCAGUAUUCUCAAUCAUGCACCUUUGGAAGCAAUGCUCAAAAUGGUAAGUGACUUAAAGUGAAGUUUGUUUAGAAUUGUUCUGUAAUAUUGAAUCGGUUCCCUUCUUUCUCUCCCAUAUUUUUUGACAAAGAUGAAAAAAAAUAUGUCCUUGUGUUCUGGUUGUUAAUGUGACAUUUCUUUAAAUAAAACGUCUGCGCAGUGUCACA